This is a messenger RNA of Sphaeramia orbicularis (orbiculate cardinalfish), 348 nucleotides long. RefSeq names its product ribosomal protein L29 (gene rpl29). Gene Ontology annotation, biological process: cytoplasmic translation. Lineage: Eukaryota; Metazoa; Chordata; Actinopteri; Kurtiformes; Apogonidae. Gene Ontology annotation, cellular component: ribosome; cytosolic large ribosomal subunit. The record is from RefSeq and is a predicted model, not a curated record. Gene Ontology annotation, molecular function: structural constituent of ribosome. The transcript has 4 exons. The coding region runs from base 84 to 275 and encodes 63 amino acids.
CGCAUUUCUUUACUUCCGGUUCAGAAGUUCGUUCUCUUCCGGUUGUCGUCCAUUCGUGUGGCAGCAGGUUUACCAGAGUCGAAAUGGCCAAGUCCAAGAACCACACAACCCACAACCAGUCUCGUAAAGCCCACAGGAAUGGCAUCAAGAAGCCCAGGUGUUUCCGUUAUGAGUCAUUGAUGGGGGUGGACCCUAAGUUCCUGAGAAAUCUGCGCUUUGCUAAGAAGCACAACAAGAAGGGCAAGAAGGCACAGAAGGCCGCUCAGGAGAAAUAAGCCGCUUGCUGGUCACCCCUUUGUCUGUGUUUGUUGCCACCAUCACAAUAAAGCUAUGCUUUGUUAACAAACA